Alternaria ventricosa is the source of this 561-nucleotide messenger RNA. RefSeq lists its product as uncharacterized. Gene Ontology annotation, cellular component: cytoplasm; nucleus. Bases 1 to 561 code for a protein of 186 amino acids. The record is from RefSeq and is a predicted model, not a curated record. NCBI's taxonomy places the organism in Eukaryota, Fungi, Ascomycota, Dothideomycetes, Pleosporales, Pleosporaceae. The transcript has a single exon.
AUGACAACACCUUCAACGUCCCGCAAGACACAAAACCUCGAGGCCAACACUCGAGUCUCUCUCCUGGUGCAUGACUGGAUAUCUCACCGCCCUCCAACCUUGAGCCAGCCGGGUCGCUCGCCUUCGCCGUCAGGUCCAGCACCACGUUCGGGAUCCUUGGCCGAACUUCUCCUUGGCAUGAACACCGCGUCUCUGAGUCGCAUCAGCGCCACCAUCAAUGGCGUUGCUGAACUCGUGCCUUCUGGCUCCGAAGAAGAGACAUGGUACAAAGCCCAACACCUGGCUAACAACACCUUCAGUCCUGCUGGCGAGGACACACACUCGGCUCCUCCUGCUGGCGAAGGACUGUGGGGCGGUGGUGGUAUAGGAUCACGAGAAAACGCUGAUGAGUCACUAAGAGAAGGUGACGGGGGCACCAAAUGUUACGUCGAGGGAGCGGAGGUCAGAGUUGUCGUAGUCAGGGUUCGUGACGGACGCAUCGCAGACUGGAAAGGCCAAGUCAGAGAUUGGAGCCUUUCAAAAAACACACAGGAAAUCAAGCCGAACGGAAUGUCGUCAUGA